AUGGAGAAAGACCUUAGAACAUUAAAUCUUAAAGACAAUACUAAAGACAACUUAACCAAAAAAGAGAGAAAAGCUUUAAAACAAUUAAUGGAAGAAGAAAAUAUAACCAUAAGGGGAGCAGAUAAAGGUGGAGGCCUAGUGAUAUUAAACACAACAGAUUAUAAAAAUGAAAAUCAAAGAUUACUUCAAGACACAAAUACAUAUCAAAUUCUAACAACAAAUCCAACUAAUGAAUUUCAACUAGAGCUACAGAAGUUAUUAGAAGAAG
Pelobates cultripes (western spadefoot toad) is the source of this 268-nucleotide messenger RNA. The record is from the annotation of a GenBank genome assembly. NCBI's taxonomy places the organism in Eukaryota, Metazoa, Chordata, Amphibia, Anura, Pelobatidae.